CCGAUAGCUCCGGCGAAACCGUAAACAAGUUACAUUCUGACGUCUGAGCUCACAUGCAAAGCAGGAAGACUUUUUUUUAUUUUCCCCCUCGUCCCCGCCCACUUUGAGAUAUUCGGCCUAAAUAUGACGAUACUGUAGGCGGCUGCAGGUAAGAAAGGCGGGCGGAGAUGUGUCCAUAUGUGUGAGGAGAUAGUGAGCAGGUAAGUCCCUUCAUGACAGAGACUACUUUAGUCGCAUUCAGUACUCUGCAGGGACAGUUCUAGACCUACUGUUGCUGAAGGAGACGAGUCGUCCCACCAUGGAAACACAGACCGAAACACAAAGGCCCAAUAACGGCCAAUUGAUUUUUGUGCCUCACAAGGAUACAAUCCGUCUGCUGGAGGUGUACGUCAAGCGCAGCCUCAGCGUAAAUGACGGGACACUGGGGCAUAAGAGGGCUGGGCGGAAAGAGAAGUGGGUGACAAUGCCAAGAAAGCUAAGACGACAUUCCAGCGACCCUUCCCUUCACUUGACCGAUGGAUUAAACGACAACAAAAUUGGUACAUUUUCUGCGGUCGAACUUCCCGCAGCUCCGCCUGAGAAACGUCCUGAGGAAGCAGAGAAACUCGCCAAAAAGUCAAAGAAGAACAAGAAGCCCUCAAACAACAACAACAUUUGUACACUUUCUGCGGUCGAACUUCCCGCAGCUCCGCCUGAGAAACGUCCCGAGGAAGCAGAGAAAUCCACCAAAAAGUCAAAGAAGAACAAGAAGCCCUCACUUUGGAAAAGUUUCCUUGGUAUUUUCUCUCGGAAGAGUGACGAGGAGAUAGAUGAAGAGCUGGACGGUCCAUUAGAGAUGGCCAAGGCCACCUCAGCAGAAGACACUGUGGUAACCUGCCUGCCCAUAUCUCCAGACCUUUCACCAAGAAUAAAGCCCAUGAGGAAAAAAUCCAUAAAAAGAAGGUUCUCCAAAAGGGGGUUAUCUUUUACAAAACCAAAUAAACCUGGUAAAGAUCUCCACCCUGCUGACAUCACUCGAGUUGAAGCUGUCGUCAGCGUGGAACCAACAGAAUAUUACUAUGAGAAGGUGUCAGAGGAACUGGAAAAAAUUGUUCACGAGGUGCAAGGAAAAGAGGAAGUUCAACCUCUCUCUAAUGAGGAAGUUAUCGACAGGAUCAUUAAUUUAACAAAGGAGGAGGGUGACGCCAUAGAUAUCAAGCUGAAAGACAACCCCACCCUGAACAGCUUCUUUCAAGGGAUGUCAUACUCUUCAUUCCAGAAGUUGGCUGAUGCGUAUCUGGAGACAGAAGCAUCGCCGACCCACAAUCCUCCCACUGUCCUACCGACAGCGCCCGAGCUGGUCAAGUUGGCCUUUACGCUGGACUUUACUGCCAGGAUUGCCGGGCUCUCCAAACAGAAUAUAGGUCACAUCACUGGCCUGGGGCACCGUUAUCUACAGGACCGAUUUAAAUACCAACAGGCAUGUACAAAUCAUCCAGGGUCCAACAGUGAUGUCUGAGAACCAGCCAUUCAAAAACAAGCCAUUUUUCAAGCCGUUGCUGCAAGUGAAGCAUUCAACUUUUUCUCAGGAUGUUUUGCAAGCAUGAAUUUCCCCUUUUGAGAUCACAGUGGGGUAACUCACACAACAAGUUUUAAGCUUGUAAACGAGAAAUUGUUGGCAUUAACAUUUGAGUGUGCACUUCUCAAAGUGUUGACUCAUGUCCUUCACAUGUAAGAUCACAGUCCUUAAACAUGACGCAAUAUUUUUGACUCACAAAUAGCUGAUUCUACAAUGACACUAAUCAUGUGAUGUUUUUUUCUUUGUUACAAAUCCACCAUUGAAUUCUAUACUUCCUGUAUAUUGUUUUGUAAUUAUACGAAGGAGCAAUGCAAUAACUAACUAACAAUAACUAUAAGCUAUAAGACACCACUGUGCAAUAUAUAUAUAUAUAUAUAUUUUAUAUAUUUCUAGGAUUUUAAAAUGUCAAGCUUUAUUUAAUAGAAGCUAAUUGAAAUGUGACAUGAACGCUGGCGUUCAUAUUACAUGUUUGAAAGAUGAUUUAAUGCUCAAAUUAAAUUUGUUUUUUUGUAUUUAUGACACCGUAUAUUUCUGUCAAGCUUUACUCUUUGGUAAUUGAACUUAUGUCUCUUGAACUGUGUAACUCUUUGCAAUAAAUAGAGCAAUGCAAAAUCAAGGCUUGCUGAAACAGGCCCGCUAAUGGCA
This is a messenger RNA of Perca fluviatilis (European perch), 2203 nucleotides long. RefSeq lists its product as uncharacterized. The transcript is spliced from 6 exons. Bases 299 to 1498 code for a protein of 399 amino acids. The record is from RefSeq and is a predicted model, not a curated record. NCBI's taxonomy places the organism in Eukaryota, Metazoa, Chordata, Actinopteri, Perciformes, Percidae.